AUGAUAAGGCAUUAUGACCUGCAUUUGAAAUUUUCAGUAUUGCCUAUUAAAAAUUGUAUCAAAUGUCCAGUUUGCAGCAAGUUCGUGCUGCCGGACGACAUCGAGUGUCAUCUUGUCAUGUGUCUCACCAGGCCGCGUCUCUCGUAUAAUGAGGACGUGCUGAGUGACGCGAAGGGUGAGUGUGUGAUUUGUCUGGAGGAACUCUCCGCUGGUGAUACCAUCGCGCGUUUGCCAUGCCUCUGUAUCUACCACAAGGGAUGUAUAGACCAAUGGUUCGAAGUGAACAGAUCGUGCCCGGAGCACCCCGGCGACUAG
This is a messenger RNA of Leptosia nina, 315 nucleotides long. Lineage: Eukaryota; Metazoa; Arthropoda; Insecta; Lepidoptera; Pieridae. The record is from the annotation of a GenBank genome assembly.